AAUCAUUCAGACAUUUGUUACACAACAGUGGAAGAACAGCAAAGAGAAAUCUAAUUGUACGCACAAUAAGAAAGUGUCUGACAAAAAGGUGAAAUCCCCUCUGCACAUCUUUUCUACGUUGCGCAGGUCACCAAGUUAUCCACCACCUGGCUGUGGUAAAAAUAAAUCAAAACUGAAGUCAGAACUGGAUGGGAUCUCCAAAACUCACAAGCUGCUGGGAAGGACUUACUCUAGCACAGUUAAGGCAGAGGAUGUGUGUGCCACAAAAUCUCACAGAACCUUUGGCCGCUCAUUAUUAAGUGGCCCUAGGACUGAACAGACAAUAGCUAUUAAAUCGCACAAACUGUUGAACCGUUCUUGCUCUGCAGCUGUCAAACAGGAGGAGUGCAUCACUUUAAAGCCCCAUAAGCUGUUAAGUAGGUCGUGUUCUGGGGACCCUCGAUGUGAGCACAACAGCACCUUGAAGCCCCACAAACUUUUAAGCAGGUCCUACUCCAGUAAUAUUAGAAUGGAAGAAUUGAAUGGAUUGAAGAAUCACAAGUUACUCAGCAAGACUUACUCCAAUGCCCCUAAAUCAUACAAAAUGGAGCCUUUCAAGGAGUCCACCAUAGCAGAGGGCAGGAGUCUCUCUCUUACCUCAGGGCUUAUUGGUAUCUUAACACCAUCUUCAUUAUCACCUUCACAAGCUGCUCAAAAUUAUGGUGCAAAAUGCAUUCUGGUACGAGACCGUGGCUUUCUUGUGCAGACUAUUGAAUUUGCUGAGCAGAGGAUACCAGUAUUGAAUGAAUACUGUGUAGUUUGUGACGAACCCCAUGUGUUCCAGAAUGGCCCUAUGCUGAGGCCCACUGUUUGUGAACGGGAGCUCUGUGUAUUUGCUUUCCAAACAUUAGGAGUGAUGAACGAAGCUGCUGAUGAAAUUGCAACUGGGGCUCAGGUGGUUGAUCUGUUAGUAUCCAUGUGUCGGUCUGCAUUAGAGUCACCUAGGAAAGUUGUCAUUUUUGAGCCAUAUCCUUCUGUAGUUGAUCCAAAUGAUCCUCAGAUGCUGGCCUUUAACCCCAGGAAGAAGAAUUAUGACCGAGUCAUGAAAGCAUUGGAUAGUAUCACUUCUAUUAGAGAGAUGACGCAGGCACCUUACUUGGAAAUAAAGAAGCAGAUGGAUAAACAAGACCCGCUUGCACAUCCUCUUCUACAAUGGGUUAUUUCUAGUAAUAGAUCACAUAUUGUGAAGCUACCAGCGAAUAGACAACUGAAGUUUAUGCACACUCCCCACCAGUUCCUACUUCUCAGCAGUCCACCAGCCAAAGAAUCCAAUUUCCGAGCUGCUAAAAAUCUCUACGGAAGUACCUUUGCAUUUCAUGGUUCACACAUUGAAAAUUGGCAUUCCAUCCUGAGGAACGGCUUAGUUGUUGCAUCCAAUACGAGGCUGCAGCUCCAUGGUGCAAUGUUUGGAAGUGGAAUCUACCUUAGUCCGUUGUCAAGCAUAUCAUUUGGUUACUCAGGGAUGAACAAGAAGCAUCAGAAGGUGUCAGCUAAAGAUGAACAAGCUUCAGGCAGUAAGGGUAGUAAUACAUCACAGUCACAGAAGAAAGGACAACAGUCACAAUUUUUGCAAAGCCGUAACUUAAAAUGUAUAGCCUUAUGUGAAGUGAUAACUUCAUCUGAUCUGCAAAAACAUGGAGAGAUAUGGGUAGUUCCCAAUACGGAUCACGUGUGUACAAGAUUUUUCUUUGUUUAUGAAGAUGGUCAAGUGGGUGAUACAAGCAUAAAUACACAGGAACCAGGCAUUCAUAAAGAGAUUCUUCGGGUCAUUGGCAAUCAAACUGCUACUGGUUAA
This is a messenger RNA of Charadrius vociferus (killdeer), 1834 nucleotides long. Its product is annotated as poly [ADP-ribose] polymerase 8-like. Gene Ontology annotation, biological process: endoplasmic reticulum unfolded protein response. Gene Ontology annotation, molecular function: protein serine/threonine kinase activator activity; kinase binding; NAD+ poly-ADP-ribosyltransferase activity. Gene Ontology annotation, cellular component: intracellular anatomical structure; nuclear envelope; endoplasmic reticulum tubular network. The record is from RefSeq and is a predicted model, not a curated record. The transcript has 16 exons. Lineage: Eukaryota; Metazoa; Chordata; Aves; Charadriiformes; Charadriidae. The annotation marks the transcript as partial.